This is a messenger RNA of Ipomoea triloba (trilobed morning glory), 3529 nucleotides long. RefSeq lists its product as uncharacterized. Gene Ontology annotation, cellular component: ubiquitin ligase complex; cytoplasm. Gene Ontology annotation, biological process: positive regulation of proteasomal ubiquitin-dependent protein catabolic process; ubiquitin-dependent protein catabolic process; protein polyubiquitination. Lineage: Eukaryota; Viridiplantae; Streptophyta; Magnoliopsida; Solanales; Convolvulaceae. Gene Ontology annotation, molecular function: ubiquitin conjugating enzyme binding; ubiquitin protein ligase activity; zinc ion binding. The record is from RefSeq and is a predicted model, not a curated record. The transcript has 9 exons. Bases 189 to 2561 code for a protein of 790 amino acids.
CGCAUUGAGCAUUGAUUCAUUGUGUUCGAACUUAUUCUGUAUUCAUUUGCUUUAAUUUUUACGCAUUGAGCAUUGAUUCAUUGUGUUUUUAGUUAUUACAGAGUAUUAUAACUGACUUACCAGCUCGAAUAGCGUAACGGUUCAGCUACUGAGAAAUUGUCAAUCAAUUGCAGCUUAAGAUCUCAGCCAUGUCGAACAGAAGAAUCAGUCGGAUUGUAGUUAAACCCGUAGAUGAUCCAAUUCGGAAUCCGUUAAGCUCUCAACCAGAGAGCUCUGGAUCAUCUUCUCCGGCUACUUCUCAGCUAAAUCAUUCGGAAGUUGUGCCAAAAGAUCAACCUAGCCAGAAGAAUCGCCGGAAUUUCAGGAACCGGCGUGGCCGGGGGGUCAAACACCAGUUCGUGCAGAGAGUUCCGGCGCCGGCGGCGUGUUUGACGAAAUGCGGAGGCGAGGAAGAUCAUAGAGUUGAAGGUGGAGGUGGGAUUGAAGUACGAGUUCCGAGUGAUUGCGGGGAAGGGACGUCGGGAACGAAGGAAAAGGAAGAGAAUGGCGGCGUUGGGGUGGGAGUUGAGGGGUUUGAUGAUGUAGGGAGAAGACUGGAAGAGUUGCGAUUGGGCGUUGAAGAGGCUGAGUUGUCUGGAGAGCAGAUUAGGGUUAAUGAUCAAGCGCAAGAGGACGAGUUACUAGUACUGGAAUCGAUUUAUGGUGACGACAUUUUCGUUCUAGACAGACAGAAUGGCUUACGAACUUUUCAGAUCCAUAUACACAUAGAAGUUCCUAAGGAGCUUACAGUCUCUGUAAAUCUAAAAACAUCUGCACUUGAGACCCAGAAUGAUGAUUCACCUGAGUUUUUGUACUCCUUCAAAGUUGAGCAUCUGCCACCAAUCAUACUGACAUGUUUAUUACCUAAAUCAUAUCCUAGUCAUCUCCCUCCUCAAUUCACCAUCUCUGUACAAUGGUUGAAGUCUGCAAAAAUUUCCCAUCUCUGUCACAUGCUUGAUUCAAUUUGGAAUGAACAAUCAGGGCAGGAGGUAAUAUACCAGUGGGUAGAAUGGUUGCAAAGCUCUUCUCUUUCACAUCUUCAAUUUGAUCAAGAAAUAAAGCUGAGCCCUUAUAAUGAGAGGGAUAUUGGAGAUAGGCGGGCAAUUUCAGAAAGUGUCUCUCCUGAUAUUGAUGUUUCCUCGCUGAAAAGAUAUAAUGACGAACAGCGCCAUGAGAACUUCCGUAAAAACAUCCAUGAGUGCUGCAUCUGUGCUGGUGAAUUUCCUGGGACUUAUUUUGCUAGACUGCCGUGCCAGCACUUCUUCUGCUUGAACUGCAUGAGAACUUUUUCAAACAUGCAUGUUAAAGAAGGUACCGUAACUAAGCUUCAGUGUCCUAAUCCAAAAUGUGGAGGCAUGAUACCACCAGGUUUGCUGAGACGAUUACUUGGUGAAGAGGAGUUUGAACACUGGGAAAGCUUGAUGUUGCAGAAAGCAUUGGAAUCAAUGUCCGAUGUAUGCUAUUGCCCUAGAUGUGAAACAAUAUGCAUAAAGGAUGAAGACAAUCACGCACUAUGCCCAAAAUGCUACUUCAGCUUCUGUACACUUUGUAGGGACAAGCGCCAUGUUGGAGUUGAGUGUAUGACACCAGAAAUGAAACUUCGUAUUUUGCAGGAGCGACAAUAUUCAUCUAACCUCAAUGACGACCAAAGAUACCAUGAGCGUGAAUUGAUCAAUGAACUUCUUAGUGUAAAGGAAAUUCACCGUUCUGCAAAGCAAUGCCCUUCUUGUAUGAUGGCUAUCUCCCGGACUGAAGGCUGCAACAAAGUCGUAUGCAACAAUUGCGGGCAAUGUUUCUGCUAUCGUUGUAAUAAAGCUAUUGAUGAGUAUGGCUGCGACUGCAGGGAUGGGCAGUCCGAACUUUUCCCACAAGAGGAAAUGCAGAAUUGUGAGGAGGGCAUUAAUGAUAGUCAAGUGGUUGGCCAAAUGCAAGCUGAACUCUUUGAUGACAACAGCCCUAAUUGUUUCUAUUGUGGUCAAAUAAAGGAGCAACAAAAUUCUUCUCAACUCGAAGACUACCAAAGACACCGUGAGCAUGAUGAAUCCUUUGAUUUGUUGAACCAGGAGCAACAAAAUUCUUCAUCUGAACUCAAAGACAACAAAACACACCCCAGUGAGCUUGAAUUGACCCUUGAACUUCUUAGUUUAGAGGAAAUCAACCGUUCUGCAAAGCAAUGCCCUUCUUGUAAGAUGGCAAUCACCCGCAUUGAUGGCUGCCACCGAGUGAUCUGCACCAAUUGCCAGCAGCUUUUCUGCUAUGAGUGUAAUAACACUCUCGAGUUUGGUUACGAUGACCAUCAUGAAAUCCAUGGAUUCAUUAUUGUCGGCCGCUCGGCCUAUUAUUCGGGCAGUUCGGCCCAUCCUUGUCCCAAAUGUGGUGAAAUAAACGAAAAGGAUUUGGAUGACAAUCACAUAUUCUGCAGUGCAUGCAAAAACCAUCACUGUUACCUGUGCAGAAUGAUGGUGAAGAUACGCUCCCAACAUUUUCAUCCCAAAGGCCGCUGCAAACGACGCACGUACUAGCUGAUGGAUAGCUAGCUUUAGGGCCGCGCAGAAUCCGAGAAACCCGACCAAAUCGCCUGUUUCUAAACCCGGUAAAUCGUCGUAUCCUUGAGGCCAAAUCCGACAUGAGUAAUCUGACCCGUUAGCAUAUUGAAGGCGGGUCAUGAUAAUCGGGUUGAGGGUUUUAAAUACCCCCGACCCACCCGAAUAUCCGAUGUAUAUAUAGGGAUUAUGUGUAUGUAUAUUAUACGACGUCGUUUAGGCCUAGUAUAUAUAAUAUGUAAGCAAAGAGGAAACGACCCUACUCCCUUGUGACAUAAAGGUGAAAUCGCCUACGCUCCGGGCUGACAAUUUGUGAAUGGGUUUAUGUAUAUGUAUAUUAUACGACGUCGUUUAGGCUUAGUAUAUAUAAUAUGUAAGCAAAGAGGAAACGACCCUACUCCCUUGUGACAUAAAGGUGAAAUUGCCCACGCUCCGGCUCGACAAUUUGUGAAUGGGUAAAUCAUACAUAGUGACUCAACUUGUUAAGCUGAGUUAUCUGCACCAAUCACCAAAAACGCGGUGGUAAUUUUGUCGACCAUGUAUGUUUUGGUGGUGCGGAUGGAUGGUGGCUUAUAAGUGCUCUAUGAUGCAUUAUGGAAUGUUUUGUGGUGUACCACCGAGGGCCUGACAAUCAAUCAAUAGGAAAACAUGCAGUGAUUUUUAUUUUUAUUUUAUUUUAUGCAUUAUGCAUAUUUCAGUGGUGUAUUAAGUGCUAGUGUGUGGUGCAUUAGUGUGUACUAUAUAGCGCACCACAAAAAAAAAUGUUAUGGAUUUAGUAGGCCCGUUGAUUAGUAUUGUUAGACCAACGGUUCCAAGGCAAAAUGCCCUUACAUAUAGUAGCAUAAUCAGUAGUAAAAAUUUUACUUCUAAUUAGUGCGAAGUAUUAUAUUUUUUAAUAUAUGUAUUAUUCAUCCGAUCUUAUUUGAUUCAUCUUACAAUCUUACAAA